CACGCCUCCGUCCGGGCUGCUCCGGCGACAGUCACGGGAAGCCGGCUGACUGGACCCGGUGCGCGGCCAGUCCCGGGUUGUGUCCGCCGGCGGCCGUUCUUGACGGAGACCCCGCUUUCCCCCCUCCCGAGAGGCUCCGGCCAACCGAUUCCCCUGCGUCCCAAUCCGGGGGUGGAGAUCAACAGCCCUCAAUUUUCCGAGCGCGAGAGUUUUCCGCCCCUUUCUCGGGCAGCCUGGGAUUCCUCGGCCGGGUCUCCUGCUUGGGUCGGUGGGUCCCUCGGCCCGGCUGGCAUGUAGCCUUGCUCAGCCCGGCGCCACCCCGUGGGUAGGAGUCGUGGCGGGGGAAGAUGGACGCUGUGUUUCUGUCCCCCUCCCUCCCCCUUCCAAACCGCCGGGAUGGAGCGGGCGAAGGGGGCCGCUGGAAGGCUUCGGCUAGUUGGGCCGGCUCCAGCCAAGCAAGAAGCAGCCCCAAAGGUCGUGCGAACUGUGCCACGCUUGCGGGAAAUCAGACAUAAACAGCCUUCAGUGGCAGGUGGCUGCGCGCUGCCGGGUGGGCGGGCGGCCCGUCUCCUCCGGGGGCCGUGCCCCUCCCUGGCGCCGCGGCUGCUCUGGGACAGCCCCCCCCCCUCUCCGCCCGCCCUCGCCCUGUAAUUGCAAGGACUCGGCGGCUCCUCUCCUGGCCCCAAACGGGAAGGGAGAGGAAAGAGGCCGCUCGGGAGAGCAGCAGCCCCGGACCUCUUCUGCCCGGCUGGCGCCUCCCUUUCCGUCCGGACCUCCAGGAUGGGCUCCAAGCUCCCCAGCUGCUUUCCACGCGCGAGACGCGGACGGUCGCGGCGGGCCAGCAAGGCGGGCCAGGGAGAGCCCCCGGAAGCAGCCUCUACAGACGGCCCCGACGUCGCGGCAGGCCGAGCACGGUCCACCCCGUCCACCAGCAGCGAGGGCGACCCGCAGAGCGGCCGGGCGUACUUCAGCGGCAAAGCGCGAGUCUCCUUCCGCCACCAGCUCGACUCCGAGAGGCACUCCACCAGCUGAUCCUCCUGAGAGGCAGCAGGCAGGGCUGCUGGGCAGAGGCCUCCCAGGAAUAAACGGCACCACCCCCA
Messenger RNA from Ahaetulla prasina, 1100 nucleotides. It is a transcript of the gene C4H17orf114, whose product is annotated as chromosome 4 C17orf114 homolog. NCBI's taxonomy places the organism in Eukaryota, Metazoa, Chordata, Lepidosauria, Squamata, Colubridae. The record is from RefSeq and is a predicted model, not a curated record. The transcript has 2 exons. The coding region runs from base 781 to 1032 and encodes 83 amino acids.